Molecule: messenger RNA, 2074 nt
Organism: Diospyros lotus (date-plum)
Lineage: Eukaryota; Viridiplantae; Streptophyta; Magnoliopsida; Ericales; Ebenaceae
Product: putative zinc finger protein CONSTANS-LIKE 11
Exons: 5
Coding region: 445-1728 (427 amino acids)
Molecular function (GO): zinc ion binding; protein binding
Source: RefSeq, a predicted model, not a curated record
GUCUACAAACCCAAUGCUCCAAUAAAUACCAACCAUGUACCAAGCCACCAAAGCAUUACACAAUUAGUUCACGGUUUCCAUUCUGAAGAAAGAAACCAACAUUUGAAACUUAAUCAUCUUCGUAGCCAGAAUCAAUUCAACUUUUAUUAUACCUUCCUUUAAUGGCUUCUGUGUUCCUGGAUAUUGGUUAAUGUUCCUUGUCUCUUUUAGUAUUAUCAGAAAUCCGUGGCGGGAAUUUGGAGUAGGACAAAAGGUCAAAUUGUCUCAGUUUUUUAUUCUUUUUCGUUCAUCAGAGUUCUAAUGAAAUUGUUGGUGUUUUUGUGGAAUGGAGUAGGAUUAGAGAGGUUAGUGGUUUGAGGAUCAGGACAGUAUAAUCCGAAUUCCUGCCACGAGUUUCAAGUUAGUUAUGUUAGUUAAAGAGGAUAGCUAGGCUAACGUUCAAGUAUGGAGCCUCUAUGUGAGUUUUGCGGGGUGGCGGUGGCAGUGGUUUACUGCAAAUCUGAUUCGGCCCGGCUUUGCUUGGGCUGCGAUAAUCUUGUGCAUUCUGCCAAUUUCUUCUCGCGCAGGCAUCUUCGAUCACUCCUGUGCGACAAAUGCAGCUCGCAUCCUGCGAAUGCCCGCUGUGUGACUCAGAAAAUGUCUCUGUGUCAAAGUUGCGAUUGGUCUGGAAAUGGCUGCUCUGGCCAGGGGCAUUCAUUGCAGGCGUUGAGUUCUUAUUCGGGGUGUCCUUCUCCGGCUGAAUUCUCAAGGAUAUGGUCCUCUGUUCUUGAUGUGCCUCCUUCUAGUAGUUUUGAUGCUGGUUUGGGUCCCAUUACUACAUUGCCCAUCAAUGAGAAUUGCCUCGGCAAUUGUUUGGAGAAUACUGGUAAUGAGGGGUCGUCUGGGUUGGUGGCAGGCAAGUUGAAUGAGUUACAACCUUGCUCCAAAUUUGAGCCUUGGAACAGCCAGUCUACUAUGCUACCCAUUCCAAGUUGCCUACCCCCAUUUGGAAAAGAUCAAGCACUUGUCUUACCGGAAGGAUCAAACCUGCCCAAGGGACAAUCUGGUUACAAGAAUCUUGAACUUAAUGAUAAUGAAGGUCUCUGCAGAGGUCUUACCAUGGAUGACCUUGCAUUGAAUUUGGAGAGCUGUGAUGAGAUAUUUGAAUCUUCACGAGGCCACUCGGCAUAUGAUUUUGAGGAUGGAGGAACAGAUUACCAAUUGAUAGACAAAAAUUUAUCUGCCAGUGAAUCUAAUGGUCAUGUUGAGAAUGCUAUAGAGGCAACAUCAUCAGGACAGCAAGAAUGCAACGGAUUCCAAUCCUCAUGCGUUACAGGGUCAGCCAAUCUCAUGCAGUCUAUGAGUGGCAUUUCUAAUAGCAUGCUUAUGAAUCCCAGCUACAACAGGAAUAUAAACCUUUUCUCAGUUGCACAAGUUCCUUCAAGUAUUUCGUUUUCAUUAUCCAACAUUACUGGUGAAAGUAGUGUUGUUGAUUAUCACGAUUGUGGCUUAUCUCCAAUGUUUCGGGGUGAAUCACCAUGGGAGUCAAAUUUGGAAGUCAGGUGCCCACAGGCAAGGGAUAAAGCUAAGAUGAGAUACAAUGAAAAGAAGAAAUCGCGAACUUUUGGUAAACAAAUAAGAUAUGCUUCCCGUAAAGCCAGAGCUGAUACUAGAAAGCGCGUGAAAGGCCGAUUUGUAAAGGCUGGUGAAGCAUAUGACUAUGAUCCUCUUGUAGCAAGGACCUUCUAGUCAGAAAUUAUGAAGGAUUUCAGUUCAUGUAUAAGCCGGUGAACGACAGUGUGGUGACUCCCAUAAGGUUGAAGUGCUCUUUCCCUUGCCUCUUCGAAACUUGAUCCUCGUCUUGCUUUCGCCAUCAGCUUCACUAGUCUUUCUUUGGGGCAUUGUCUUCACUGCAGGACAAUUUUGGUAUCCCAGUCAUGGCAUCAACUAGUUUUUUUUUUUUUUUCAUUCUUUUUUUGUUGUGCAAUAAGAUCCAAGUAACUUCACUGCAAGAUGUAUGGAAAAGAACUCUGAGCUCAGCUAUGAUAAAUAAUAAGUUCAUCUGCAUUUUUCAUUGUACUUUUUGAGUAUUUUA